Molecule: messenger RNA, 6061 nt
Organism: Synchiropus splendidus (mandarinfish)
Lineage: Eukaryota; Metazoa; Chordata; Actinopteri; Syngnathiformes; Callionymidae
Gene: nup98
Product: nucleoporin 98 and 96 precursor
Exons: 35
Coding region: 181-5679 (1832 amino acids)
Biological process (GO): post-transcriptional tethering of RNA polymerase II gene DNA at nuclear periphery; protein import into nucleus; RNA export from nucleus
Cellular component (GO): nuclear pore cytoplasmic filaments; nuclear pore
Molecular function (GO): structural constituent of nuclear pore
Source: RefSeq, a predicted model, not a curated record
CAACGCACCAGGCGCAGUUUUCCCUCGUUGUGUCUCGCGGCGUCGCUGACGUCCAGAUGAAACAUUUUUAUUGCAUUGAGAAUUUAUAAUACGAGACCUAACAACGGCGACAGACACAGGACGAGGCCUUUGCUGAUUUGGGUUACUUUCGUUGUCCUGCAGGACAUCAAGCAGGAUAGGAUGUUCAACAAGUCAUUUGGGACACCUUUUGGUGGGGGGACAGGAGGCUUUGGUACCUCAUCCACUUUUGGGCAGCAAAACACAGGGUUUGGUACGUCGGGCGGUUUUGGUACUUCAGCUUUUGGGGCAAACACCAACACUGGCGGCCUUUUUGGAACCACACAAAACAAACCAGUUACUGCAGGUGGUCUUUUUGGAUCGACCACAUUCAGCCAGCCUGCCACCUCAUCCACCAACACAGGCUUUGGCUUUGGUACCGCCGGUGGGACGUCCACAAGCCUUUUUGGAAACACAGCCACUGGCACGAGCACUGGACUCUUCUCACAGCCCAGCAAUGCUUUCGGAGCCAACAAACCUAACACCUUUGGAAGUUUUGGCACCAGUACUAGUACCGGUGGCCUGUUUGGGUCGACUAAUACCACAGCCAAUCCAUUUGGUGGCACAAACUCUUUAUUUGGUGGUUCUGGGUUCUCUGCUACUCAGCAGCCUGGAACAACAGUGAAGUUCAAUGCUCCAACAGGAAGUGAUACGAUGGUCAAAGCAGGCGUGACCAGCAGCAUCAACACCAAACACCAGUGUAUCACUGCUAUGAAGGAAUAUGAAAAUAAGUCGCUAGAGGAGCUGCGGCUGGAGGACUACCAGGCUGGCCGCAAGGGACCCACCAACCAGAUGGUGGCAGGAACAGGGGGUCUCUUUGGUGGUGCCGCAGCUACGUCCAGCACCACCACUGGACUGUUCGGGUCAUCAGCUUCUAAUACCAGUUUUUCAUUCGGGCAGAACAAGACCACUUUUGGCUCUGCUGGUACUGGUGGCUUCAACGCCACGGCAGGAGGACUUUUUGGUCAACCUGCUCAACAGAAUGCUGGAAGUCUCUUCAAGCCUUUUGGUCAGCCAACGACAACUCAGAGUUCAGGGUUCUCUUUUGGGAACAACAGCACGCUGGGUCAGACCAGCUCCAGCACCAUGGGUUUAUUUGGGAACACUGCAGCGACGCAGUCAGCAGGAUUGUUUGGUGCAGCGCAGACGAGCGCCGCUGCUACAGGUUUUGGCACCACCACUGGGCUGUUUGGUCAGCCGAGUGGAGGAUUUGGAAAUGUAGGAACACAGCAGAAUUUGUUUGGAAACAAGACGGCAGGCUUCGGCACUACUACCACCAGUGCUCCAUCCUUUGGCACUGGAACAGGACUGUUUGGCAACAAACCUACAUUAACACUUGGGACAGGAACAAACCAGUCCACCUUUGGUUUUGGCACCAACCCUGCUGGAGGAACCUUGUUUGGGAACAAGCCUGCCACUGGAGGAUUAGGAACAGGCCUUGGGACCGGUUUUGGUACGGCUCUGGGAACUGGCCAGACAUCUCUCUUUGGAAACAACCAAAACAAACUGGGGUCCACACUGGGAACGAUGGGAACUUUCGGCACAUCUGGCUUCAACAGCGGAACCAGCAGCUUGGGUUUCGUGAAUCCUCAGCAACCAGUUGCUCUGGCAGAUCCUGGAGCCUCAGCAGCCCAACAGGCCGUACUGCAGAGGCAACUUAGCAUGCUUGCCUUUUCGCCGUAUGGAGACUCGCCAUUGUUUAGGAACCCUCUCUCAGACCCGAAGAAGAAGGAGGAGCGCCUGAAACCAACCAAUCCUACGGCUCAGAAAGCUCUGACGACACCAACUCACUACAAGCUGACCCCUCGACCCGCUACAAGAGUCCGCCCAAAAGCGCUGACAUCAUUGAGUGGCUCCAAAUCUCAGCUGUUUGACUGCCUGGACGACGAUGAGCCAUCACUUAUUAACGGAUCGUUUGUGCCACGGAAGAGCAUCAAGAAAUUAGUUCUGAAAAACCUGAACAAAAGUCAGUACAGCAGCCCACUGAGCAAGGAGGCUGACACUGAACUCUCCUCUCCUCCAGAGUAUCCACACAACGGACACAGCCAUUUGGUGGACGACGAUGAGGUUAGGGAAGUUACAGUCUCCAGUGGUCAACCUGACGAGGACCCAGAAGUGACUCAGUUCUAUGUGAACCCCAUUGCGAAGCCGAUCCCCCAGGGCCGCCUCCAGACGAGCCUACAAGACACCAUCAGUGAGCUGAACAUGCACAAGUCUUCCAGAAGUGGUCUUGAGCUGAGCAGCGAGGACGUGUCCGCGUCUGUUGGGGAAGAAUCUCUGCAGGAGGAGCCGCUGGAGUCUUUGCCACCUCAUCCAGCAGGAAUUGUUCUUAAUCGUGCUGGCUACUUUACCAUCCCGUCCCUGGACGAGUUGGCUGAGCUAAUGGAUGACAACGGCGAGUGUGUGGUAGAAAACUUCACCAUCGGCCGCAAAGGCUAUGGUUCUGUCUUCUUCCCUGGGGUGAUCAAUGUGACCGGACUCAACCUGGAUGAGAUUGUCCACUUCAGACGAAAAGAAGUCAUUGUUUAUCCAGAUGACAAGAAUAAGCCGCCAGAGGGAGAGGGUCUGAACAGGAGGGCUGAGGUGACCCUGGAUGGUGUUUGGCCGAAUGAUAAAACUACUUGUCUCCAAAUUCGGAGUCCUGAACGCCUCACAGAAAUGGCAUAUGAAAGUCGGCUUGAGAGAGCUUCCCGGCGUCAGGGUGCACGCUUCCUGGAGUACCGACCUGAGACUGGUUCCUGGGUUUUUGAGGUGGCGCACUUCUCCAAAUAUGGGCUCCAGGACUCUGAUGAGGACGAUGAUGUUCCCUUACAAGCAGACCCCAAAAAGCUGAAGACCAUGUCUCUCCCUGUGACGAAACCUCUGCAACAGUCCCAGCUUUCCCAGCAGCAGGUUGCGCCACCAGCUCAGUCGGUUGGAGAGCUCCCAGCCGCCGUGGUGGAGUUGGACAGUGACAUGGCAGACAUUACCCAGAGUUUCACAGCAGAGUGCCUGCAGGGAGAGGAAGGAGAGGAGGAGCCACUGGACUCCAUGGGAGGGAAGCUUGAGAGCCAGAUGCUGACAGACAACGGCAUCUCGGCCUCCAGCCACUUCGCCUCCUCACUGGGAAUCAACCCCCACACCCUCCAGAUCAUGAAGGCGUCUCUGUUCGCAGAGGAUGAGGAAGAUGACUAUGUAUUGAAAGAUUACAGUGGAUUGAAGAUCUCUGAUGCUCCGUCACCACAAAUUGCUGCCCCCUUCGCUCAGACAAGACAGUCCCUUGGGGGUCUCUUACAGUCUCGCUUUACAGCUGGGAUUUCGAACUCUCCUCGUUCCCCGACCCCUCAGUCUCGUGCGUCUCCAUGGGUCGACACCCGCUCCCUGAUGUGGCCAGCAGCCCCAGCUCCUUCCUUCCUGCUGCCUACGAAGCCAGCAGAGCCUGCAAUUAGGACUGUGGGGGCACGACGUCUAGGCGGUCCCGUCCCCCACAAAGCAUCAGUGACAUGGGGAAAGGGCAAUUUGCUGAUGGACAGUGGUCUGUUUUCUGGACGGUCCUUCAGGGUCGGCUGGGGCCCCGGCUGGACCUUGGUGCACUGUGGACAGCCUCUGGCUACGUCCUCCACCAAAGACUUUGAUGUCCCAGAUGCUGGGAGCCAGAUGGACUUCAGCUUCCUGCCCAAACCAGUGAAGACUAAACCCUUGAAGGACAGCCCGUUCAAGGUCCUGGUAGAGCGUCUUGAGCCUCCAGGAGGGAGGGCUGCUACUGAGAAUGUCCCUGCAGUACUACAACGCCCUCUAGAGAUUUGUUUGAAGCAUAGCACCAUUACAGCUCCCGACUGUUCGGCUUGUCCGCUGGUUCAACCGAAGCCCGGUGUGGCAGCACUACAUGAAUAUGCCCAGUGGAUUACCCAGCUCUGCGAUGAACAGGACGAUCUUUUGUUGGGUCACUGGGCCCAAAUCUGGACUCUUUGCGAAGCCCUCUGGGGUCGUCUGGGGUCCGUUGGCCAGGAGUCGGACUCUGAGACGUGCAGCGAGUACGAACAGCAACUGGAGAGGAGGCGCAGCUUCUCAGCCUGGCUGUCACGCAGCACCACCUGCAGGGUGGAGAAGGAAGUGGCGCUGGCAGGGAAGGGCCACCACACCGACGGCGUCUUCAGCUACCUGACAGGAAACCGGAUCAGUGAGGCCUGUCGCCUGGCCCAGCAGGAAGGAGACCACCGUCUGUCCCUGUUACUGUCUCAAGUCAUGGGCUCUCAGUACUGCAGGGACCUACUUGCUCUGCAGCUGGCUGACUGGAACCGCCUGCAGACAGACAGCUACCUGACAGAGGAGAGGCUGCGCAUCUUCGCACUGCUGGCUGGGAAACCUGUGUGGACAUCGUCAGACUCGGUGGUCAACGUGUGUUCUCAGUUGGACUGGAAGCGCUGCGUCGCUGUGCACCUGUGGUUCAUGCUCCCGCCCACUGCAUCAGUGGCCGACGCCCUCACCAGAUACGAGGAGGCAUUCCAGGGGUCAUGUGACAGUGGGAAAUACGCCUGUGCCCCCCUGCCGCCGUACAUGGAGGCUAAUCAGCUGCAGGAGGACGAGGAAGACGAGUCUGUGCAGCCCCUCUAUGAUCUGUGCUACCACCUGCUGAAACUCUACAGCGACAGACACUACAGCUUGCAGCAGCUUCUGGACCCACUGACCAUCACUGGGGACCGUUUGGAUCACCGUCUCAGCUGGCACCUUUGGGGUGUUUUACAGUCUCUUCACUACACCCACCUGAGCGUUUCGGGACAAGGACUCAUCCACUCUGGCUACGCAGCUCAGCUGGAGAGCGCAGGCCUGUGGCACCUGGCCAUCUUUGUAUUGCUGCAUAUCCCUGACCACGCGCAGCGCGAGCGCUCUGUCCGAGACAUGCUGAACCUUCACUGCCCCCUGCAAGACUCGGAAGAGUCUGUGUCUCGGGAGCAAUUCCUGGUGGAGCAACUGAUGAUCCCUGAGUGCUGGAUCCACGAGUCCAAGGCCACUCGGGCGCAUCGUAACGGAGACCACCGUCAGGAGGCUCUGCAUCUGUACAAGGCUGGUUUCUGGAACCAGUGCCAUCGUCUCCUGAUGCAGCACCUGGCUGCAGACUGCAUCAUCAACGACGACCACAACUUCCUCCUGGAGUUCCUCGAGGGUCUUGCGUUCCCAGAGCGUAGCGCCACCAUCCAGGACUGGGACACGUCAGGCAGGGUGUACUUGGACUAUAUCUGGGUCAACAAGACGUUACAAGAUGUCCAGCAGCUGGAAUCAUCCGGUUAUAAACUUGAGCGCCUUCACAACGACGUGACUUCCCUAUGUGGCAGGAUUGAGUUGCUGCCCUGCAACUCGGUCCGCGACCGCCUUGCCCAGUCAGAGAUGGCCAAGCGAGUGUCGAAUAUUUUACGAGUGGUCCUGAGUCUGCAGCAGGGUGACUCCGCCCCCAAAGCCCUCGACGUGCCCUUGGUUCAGCUGGCGCCACACAUCAGCCGCCUACCAAUGCCCGAGGACUAUACGCUGGAGGAGUUGCGAGGACUGACACAGGCGUACCUGAGGCAGCUGGUCCUCAUCGAGUCGCACUCCCAAAAUUUGACGGGGGCAUCAGCGAGUCAGACUUCUGUGUUGCUGGAUGUGUAGAAUAUACAAUACAUUUUUGGCUGAAUGAAAAGAACAACAGUUUUAAAAGGCUGACCUUUACAAUUCAGGCUGGGAUCAGAGGACACCACUUUGAUAUGGUCCCUUUUUACAGAAGAAAAACCAAGAUUGGUCUAUUUUUCGAGGCAUGUGUGUCUGUUAUGCAUUUACUUUAAAAUAAAUCGUUGAAAACAGGUCUUUUGUAAUUUCUCCAAAUGUAAUUUUUUAUCAUCGCUGUACAAACCAUUGUCAAAGAAGACACUUCUUUAUUUCUUCAGAUUUGACUGUCAAAGUUUAAUAAAGUAUUUGUAAGAAAAUGUCUUUCACUUCUAUUGGAAGUACCACUGUGAUAAUGUGAAGUAUUGUCUCACAAUUUUGAACAGAU